AUGGUGGAGAGCUUGAGUGUGCCAACGUUCCGAGUUGGCUACUCCAUGAUCACUGACAAGCUUGACGCACUCUAUAAAAAGGUUAAGUCGAAGGGGGUUACAAAGACAGUGCUGCUGGUGAAGGCGGCAGCUGUGGCUCUCACCCAGCACCCUGUAGUAAAUGCUAGCUGCAGAGAUGGAAAGAGCUUCUCCUACAAUAGUAAUGUCAACAUUGGAGUGGCUGUUGCACUCGAGGGUGGCCUUCUUACUCCAGUAUUGGAGGAUGCUAAUAAGCUGGAUAUAUAUCUGCUUGCGCAAAAGUGGAGAGUGCUGCUCAAGAAGGCACGCAUGAAGCAGCUGCAACCAAAUGAAUACAACUCUGGGACGUUUACACUAUCCAAUUUGGGUAUGUUUGGGUUGGAUAAAUUCGAUGCAAUCCUUCCAGCUGGUCAGGGGGCUAUCAUGGCUGUUGGAGCAUCAAGACCGACUGUAGUGGCUGACAAGGAUGGUUUCUUUAGUAUCAAGAGUGAAAUGCUGGUGAAUGUUACUGCUGAUCACAGGAUUAUCUAUGGUGCUGAUUUGGCAGCAUUCCUGCAAACAUUUGCAAAGAUUGUUGAGGAUCCUGAAAGCCUCACAUUGUAA
This is a messenger RNA of Miscanthus lutarioriparius, 621 nucleotides long. The record is from the annotation of a GenBank genome assembly. NCBI's taxonomy places the organism in Eukaryota, Viridiplantae, Streptophyta, Magnoliopsida, Poales, Poaceae.